Rhincodon typus (whale shark) is the source of this 2182-nucleotide messenger RNA. Its product is annotated as UV excision repair protein RAD23 homolog A. Lineage: Eukaryota; Metazoa; Chordata; Chondrichthyes; Orectolobiformes; Rhincodontidae. Gene Ontology annotation, cellular component: cytosol; nucleoplasm. Gene Ontology annotation, biological process: nucleotide-excision repair; proteasome-mediated ubiquitin-dependent protein catabolic process. The transcript is spliced from 10 exons. The record is from RefSeq and is a predicted model, not a curated record. The coding region runs from base 186 to 1382 and encodes 398 amino acids. Gene Ontology annotation, molecular function: polyubiquitin modification-dependent protein binding; ubiquitin binding; proteasome binding.
GUAAAGAUGGCGGCGGCGGCUUGAAGCACUGGGGCCCUGGUGGAAUCUUCCAGCAAACUGCAGGCGGCGGAGGAGCGGGAUUACUUUACUUUUUAUCGCCUUUAUUUUUACCCACCCGGCGGCGGUUUCACUCCCCUUCCACCUCCCCAGGGAGGGGGGAGGUAAGGGGGAAGGAGACCGUCACCAUGUUCAUCACCGUGAAAACGCUGCAGCAGCAAACGUUCAGAAUCGAGAUCGACCCCGAGCAGACGGUGCAAGCAUUGAAAGAGUGUAUUGAAGCAGAAAAGGGCACUGGUUUCCCUGUUGCUGGUCAGAAACUCAUUUACGCUGGAAAGAUUCUAAGCAACGAUGUGCAGCUCAAGGAAUACAAGAUUGACGAGAAGAAUUUUGUCGUUGUUAUGGUAACAAAGCCGAAGAGUACACCCACAGAAACAGGAUCUGUUUCUACAGUUGCACCAUCCUCCACACAGUCGCAGCUGGAAGGAGAGGAGAAACAGAAUACAGAUGAUAGAAGCCAGGCCCAGACUAUUACCAGCUCUGUUUCAAUAUCCAGUUCAAUGCCCUCUUCAGGGAGUGACAUACUGUCUGCUCCAUUGUCAGUUAGUGACCUGCACCCUGCUCACGUUUCAAUGAUCGAUUUAAUCUCAGAACCGCGUUUGCAGAGUGACAUGCCUGAAGAUCUUCCCCAUGAUGGUGCUAGCACAACUGCAGUGAGGGACACCGCUUAUGAAACUAUGCUGUCAGAAAUUAUAUCAAUGGGUUAUGAGCGUGAGCAAGUGGUGGCAGCAUUAAGGGCAAGCUUCAACAACCCGCACAGAGCUGUGGAGUACCUGCUGACGGGUAUACCUCAAAGUCCAGUGCAGGAGAGUGCAAUGCCGCAUGAUAGUAACGACUCUGGUCCACUAACAAUCCCAGAACAACAAGCUGAGAACCCUUUGGACUUCCUCCGGGAUCUGCCCCAGUUCCAAAACAUGAGACAAGUACUUCAGCAGAAUCCAUCAAUGUUACCAGCCCUGCUUCAACAGCUGGGCAGAGAGAACCCACAACUACUGCAGAAUUUGGAACUUCCAUCUGAAAAGACAGCGGACAGCAGAACCUUUGAAUACUUUAAGCAAAUCAGUCAGCACCAAGAACACUUCAUCCAGAUGCUAAAUGAACCUUUAGAGGAUGUAACUGAGACUGAAGGGGAGAUGGGAGCAGUUGGAGAAGAUGCAUCGCAGUCAAGCUACGUUCAAGUUACACCCCAAGAAAAAGAAGCCAUAGAGCGGUUAAAAGCCUUGGGUUUUCCUGAGGGCCUCGUCAUUCAGGCUUACUUUGCCUGUGAGAAGAACGAAAAUCUGGCUGCAAACUUCUUGCUGCAGCAGAACUUUGACGACGAAUGAACAACAGGGAAGAAACUCCUGGCAUAACUUGGAUGUCUGAUUAUCUGCUCUCAAGUGCGCAAACCAAUUUUAAUAGAAAUGCUAUCUUUCAGCUGUGAAUGAAAAUAAGGAUAGAAAUAACAAUUAGAGACUGUACAUUACAGUUUAAGUGGGGCUAGAAACAUAACUAAUUUUAACCUAGAAAGGCUGCAAAUUGAAAUGGGGGCGAAUAUCUUCAAUAUUAAAGCAAAAGAAAAACUGUAAAUAUAACUUGUUUACUGGAUUUAAAGAUUUGUUUUCACCUCAAAUGAUACAAAAUUAAUCCCCCAAAAAUGGGGAGCAUGGGGGUGUGAGAUAAUCCAUAUUCAACUGAAUAUUUAAGAGGGUUCAACAUAAGUUUGAGAACCCUGGGCACAAGUGCACUAACUGCCUGCUUUAAUAGCAGAUGCUUCUCAGUCAGCGUAUGCAGCAAAAAUGGGUACAUGAGUGGACCUUGUUGCUAGUUUACCUUUCACACCUUAGUUAUCGUGUACACCUUUGUGUGUGUAUGUGUUUCGUGAACUACCUUGCAUCAGGACCAUCACGUGGCAACUGUGCACAACCAAGUCAUUGCAUUCACAUUAUAAAGUGGUUUAUUUCUUACAAAAAGGGCAUGGGCUCUGCACCUUUGGGGUGUGUUUUUUUUUCUUGUUAUCCCACUUAAAAUAGAUUAAGACUGAUGGGAUAGAACUUUGUUUUCUUUACGGUGUCAUAUUGAUUUGUCAUGGCAAAGACACCUGUCUUUAAGAGUUUCCGUGUAAUUAAAAGUUAUUUUUAAUUAA